This is a messenger RNA of Lolium perenne, 2584 nucleotides long. The record is from RefSeq and is a predicted model, not a curated record. Lineage: Eukaryota; Viridiplantae; Streptophyta; Magnoliopsida; Poales; Poaceae.
CGUGCAAAAACGCACGGCAAAGGGUUGCCACACACGGCAAAGGCGUCGUUGCCGUGCAGGGGCACACGGCAAAGGCCGAUUGCGCUCGGCAAAGCCGACGUGGCGCUCGGCAAAGACUUUUGCUCGGCAAAGCCGACGUGGCGCACGGCAAAGGCGUGCACUCGGCAAAGGCGUGCACUUUUAGGUCGGGCCGGAUCCGACCAGCGCUACCUUACCCAUUCGCCAACACCCACAUCGCGCCCCCGGCCCUCCCGACGCGCCGCCACCUCGCCGUGCCCAUCGCGCCCCCUGCCGACGCGCCGCCACCUCGCGCCGCCACCUCGCGCCGCCUCGCCGUGCCCUCCUCGCUUCGCCCUCGCCCCGCACGCACGCGCGCACCGGCGGCGCGCGCCUCUCCAAGGCCGCCGUAGCUCCCGCCCCAAGUUCUUCUUGCGUGGCCGCCGCCGCCCUGCACUGCCGCCGACACGCAGAUCUCCUCCUCCGGCGUUCUUCCCAUGCCCGCCGGCCACGCCGCCCUGCACUGCCACCGCUGCUGCUGAGCUCCUUUUCGCCCUUCACUUCCUGGGCGGCAAGGUGAGGAGCAACUCCAAAUUUGUGCUACCAAAUUGUUAACAGAUAGUUUAGUUGCUACAGCCUAGGGAAUUUGAUAUUGGUACAGAUCAAGUUGCAAUGAUAUUGCCGUGAAGUGAUUUGGGGAAAGUGAGUAACCUGUCACUUGUGUCAUGCGCAUUGGGAAGAAUUAGAGCAGCUGCCGAGCUGCAGUAGAAAAAUUAAAGAAAUAGAGGGCUAGAGGAGAUGAGGAAUUCUAGACUGAGUUUCCGAGUCGCCGCUGCAACUUUUCUGGCCUCUUGCCGGCCUGCGUCUGCUGUUUGCCCAGGAAUUGCAGAUUUGGGACGGGGUCUGGGCGGCGGGCGCCCGCACGCGCUACUUUCUGCUGUACAGUUGUCGGAUCAAGUCUCUCCGGCAGUCCGCCUGCUACCUCAGCCGCUCACGCACCGGUUCAUGUUAGGUCGGCAGUUGCCCUAGCUAGCGGCCUAGCGCCAUUGAUGCCCUCGAGAAGAAUCAAGGAGAAAAAGGAUGCGACGAAUGUAUCGGAAACAGAUGAAUCUCUCUCGUACUGGGUUGAGUUAAUUAGUGCUUUAGUGGGCUUUACACGGGGAUGCAUAGAUAUACAUUUUUUCUCACCUGGGCUGGGCGGGCCAUGGCCCGGUUUUGCCCCAAGGAAGCUCCGCCAGUGAUGUGUAGGAUGCACGACUCAUAUUAAUCUGAUUCUUAUUCUUGAAAUAAUCUAGCAUAUCAAAUAAAUUGUGUUCGCUUGCAAUAAUUAGUAAUUCAUUUUGUCGCUAUGCAGGCGAUGCUUACAGGAGGACACGGGGGGCGGCGCCGCGAGGGUCUGUGAGGGGGCGUCCCGGAUCUUCUUCGAGGUGGUCACGGGGGGCGGCGUCGCGGUGGUCUUUGAGGGGCCGUCCCGGAUCUUGUUCGCCGACUCGCUCACGCGUCAAGGAGGAUGGAUAAUCGUGACUGGAUGUACGAUGGCAGAAUUGGUCCGUGGAAAUAUACUGAGGAAUGGGGAGAAAAGACCAAGCAGUUCGUGGACAGAGCGUUUGACAUCCCUAGCAGACCCAGGACAGUUUUUUGCCCUUGUAGUAAGUGCAACAACCAAAAAACACAGGACAAGGAAACUAUGAGUCUUCACCUGAUCAAGUCUGGGUUCAAACCGUCCUACAAGAUUUGGACUUUUCAUGGAGAAAAGGCGAAGAAACGUGCUAGGAAGGAGGUGCGGCAGAUUCAGCCUACGAGAGAAUAUGAUACUGGGUUUGAUAGGUGCCUAGAGAACUUGGCUAAUGGUAAUGUGCCUGAAAGCCCUCAUGUAGAGGCGGAGACAUCUAGGGAUGCGGAGACAAGUGAGGAGCCGGAGGAAAACACAAAGAAGUAUUACGAGGCUUUGUUUGCUUCGCAGAAACCCCUACACGUAAAUACAGAUGUUACCCAACUAGAUGCCAUCGCUCGCCUUUUGGCCUUUAAGUGCCACAGGAAUCUGUGCAGAGAUGGGUUCGAUGAACUUCUGGUCCUCGUUGGCAGCAUUCUGCCGAAAGGGCACCUCUUGCCGCAAAACUUCUACUAUUCGAAAAAAUUGCUCAGUGACCUCAAGAUGUCAUCUCAGCAGAUACACGCUUGUCCAAAGGGAUGCAUGCUAUUCAGAGAGGAGCAUGCUAACACAAACUAUUGCAUCCAUUGCAAUAGCUCUAGGUACUUUGAGGUUGACACCAAUGGUGAUGGUCAGAAGAGGCAGACCACGGUUGCCAAGAAUAUCCUCCGCUAUCUUCCAGUCCUACCGAGGAUCCAGCGGCUCUUCAUGACCGAGGAUACUGCCCAACAGAUGAGGUGGGCUCACCCUCCUCAGUACGUCGGGGAAGACAGGGCGUGCUUUCUUGCGAUGGUCAUAUGGUGGACAUCCCGCGAGUACGCCCGGAAGCACGAGGAGGGCAAGCAGAAGCGUUCAGAGAUGGGAGGUGGAUCACAUGUCCUGGGCAGCAAGAACUUGGCCCUUACCUUGCAGGAUGAGGUGAGCAAGUGGAAGUGA